AACACAAUGACCUUGAAGUGCGCAGCCACUCCAGGGUAUCGAGGACAUCACUAAAUCGAGGCUUAUUUCGGACCACAUUAGGACGCAUCACUAGUACAAGUGACUUCAGCUGAUUCGAUAAGCAUCUAUUGGGUGAAACUGGAUCUUGACAGAGAUAGCUUCAGUUAGGAUUAACAGAGGCUGUUCAGCCUACUGAUUUUUAUGGUGAAGACUAACAUGGCACUCACUGACGAACACAAUCAGUUUUGAUUUUACUGGUAAUUUCGCUACUUCCAAAAUAUGGAUGGUUGUCUCGAACGAGUGCCAUUUAUUUCCUUGAUUUCCCUUCUCUUGGUGGUAUGCGGGUCAGGAAUCAUGUGCGGAACGAAUUUUGAGGCCUUGAAACGAAUUGAAGAAUUUUUUGAAGACAGGUUUUACCCAAUAAAUGAACCCCAAGUUUUUCGAACAUUAGGUAUCAUGAUCUGUGUUUUUACCAUGGCCUUCAGUAUUGCAAAUGUCAUCGUAGGAGCAAUUACAACUGGUGAUACGCGCUCAAAAGUAUAUUCGGAUAAGCACUGUAUUUUGUGUGGUCAUCGUUCGUCACGGUUUCUCUUAAUUUUGACGUAUCUGGUUACAUUCGUUUGGCUUCUUCUUUUUACCGCUUUGGCUGUACCUGUCUUUCUGUGGGCGAUGAUACACGCUGUUUGCAGAGAAGAGACAGACUACUGGCGAAGCAUGAGUACUGCUAAAGAUGAAAGAGAUUUUACGUAUACAUUCAAUCUCACACAUUAUGGUCUUUAUCGUCGACCAUUAGAUACUAGCUUAUGGAACGAGUAUGUAAAUUCACCAAGCGCAUUUACGCAUCUUUGCCAACAGGUUUCGACUAUUGGACCACUGUUCGCUAGUGCUUUAAUCGGUUCCUUACUAGUUAUUCUUGGCUUGAAUAUAUUUAUAGCUUGUUUGUCAACUGCUUGCGUGCGACUGCAAUAUUUCUUUGAAAUUGAUCGUUAUCGGAAACUAGUCAAUUCAUCGCCUCAAACAGAUCCGACAUGCUUAGAAGAAUAUUCUCUUCAACCUUUGUUACAACAACCGCGAUCUAUUCAGUCUGUUGAUUCGCGUAUGAAAUCAAAUACGUUGCAUUUCUCUCAGGAUAACAUAAAUAUGGUGCAUCCAUUCAUGAAUUCUACGCCAUCUGGUGUGCGUCUUAUAUAUAAUUCUAACAUUUUUAACGACUCACAAAUGUCUCAACAGUAUUAUUCUCACAGACCUGUAAGGCACUCUACUUAUUCGCACCAAUCAGACACUCUGUACACCAACUACUGAAUCUACAAACGUGCAUGCAUCAGAAUUUUUAGGGAAGCCAUUUUAAAUAAACUCCCUAUUUGUUUAGCUUUUGUGUAUAUCAUGCUUGCCUAAUUGGUCUCAACGUUGCGUUUUGUUAAUUCAUAGUAUUUCCCAAUAAUUCCAUUUAAUUAUCCUCAGGUCCUACUUGCAUUCCACAUGUUUAUUUUGUACGCUUGUAUAUAUCUGUUUUUUUUUCAUUAUUUUUACGUAAUCUGCAUUUGCUAUUCGUUUCCAUCUAACAUGAAUUCAUGUAAGAUACCUGUGACAUUUUUGUUUAAGUCCCAUAAUCUGUCUGUUGUGUUCUUUUCGUACCAUGCUUUUCCCCCCUCAGAAACAGUAUAUACUGAUUUAUUUUGUGCACCUUGUUUUAUUAGCUUCUUUUCAGACCAUUACUGUGAAUCAUAAAUGCACCAAUAUUAAGUCUUCUGGCAUACAUUGAAUAUUACUAGGCUUCUCAUUAACAAGUUCACUGUAGGUAAUUGAGUCAUUCAAUGCAAACUAGGUUAUAAAUGAAGAAUUGUUGACUGGUUUAUUUCACAAUUAAAUUUUUAUGCAAGAUACCUUAAUGUAGGUAUGUAGAUCAGUUGAACAAAUCUAAAGACUUGUGUUGGUGCACUGAUAGCUGUCGUCUAGAGUUUCUAGACUUUUGUAAAAUUGGCUUGAAUAUAUUUCUUUUCGAC
Molecule: messenger RNA, 2003 nt
Organism: Heterobilharzia americana
Lineage: Eukaryota; Metazoa; Platyhelminthes; Trematoda; Strigeidida; Schistosomatidae
Source: the annotation of a GenBank genome assembly